GGAUGCCGGACUCCCCCUCUCCACUCCAAGCAACGAGGCCUGCAGACUGUAUGAUGCCACGCUGACUCAGGGUGAGUAGCGACUGGCAUCGUAGAAGCUUCCGAGAGACCAUCUAAGGUGCCACCUGUGGUGCAAAGAAGAAGGAAGAAAAGAAAACACUCACAUAAAGCAGUUGGUCUAAAGGGCCCAGAGACCACUUGACCCGUAGCCUCUACUCUCUGGAGACCAGAAGACCGAGAAGUAUGUCAAGUGGACCAAUGACAAGAGUCUCGGUGGCCUGCAGGGCAGCCUGGAAAAGCUCAAAGCAGCAGACCCGACCUUCGCUGGACCCAGAGCUGGCCCGGAACCUGAAGACGAUGGUGGAGAAUUCUCAGGCCCAGCCACUGACCCCGAGGGAGCGGCUGCACGUGUCUGCGGUGGAGACCUUCGCCAAGGGGGACUUUCCGGGAGCUUGCAACCUGUGGGAAGCAAUCCUCAGAGACCACCCGACAGACAUGCUGGCCCUGAAGUUCUCCCACGAUGCCUACUUCUACCUGGGCCUCCAGCAGCAGAUGAGAGAUUCCGCUGCUCGUGUUUACCCCUUCUGGACCCCGGACAUGCCCCUCAGCAGCUACGUGAAAGGCAUUUAUUCUUUCGGAUUGAUGGAAACCAACCUCUACGAUCAGGCGGAAAAGCUCGCCAAGGAGGCUCUGUCUGUGAACCCAACGGAUGCGUGGUCGGUGCACACCGUGGCCCAUGUCCAUGAAAUGAGAGCGGACAUCAAGGAUGGCCUGGAAUUCAUGCGGCGCUCAGAGCCCAACUGGAAGGAUGCCGACAUGCUGGCCUGCCAUAAUUACUGGCACUGGGCUCUGUACCUGAUCGAAAAGGGGGAGCAUGAGGCUGCGCUGACCAUUUACGACAACCAUAUCUUGCCCAGCCUGCAGGCCAGCGGUGCCAUGCUGGACGUGGUGGACAGUUGCUCCUUGCUCUACCGGCUGCAGCUGGAAGGCGUGCCAGUGGGCAGGCGCUGGCAGGACGUGCUGCCCGUGACGCAGAAACACAGCCGUGACCACAUCCUGCUGUUCAAUGAUGCCCACUUCCUCAUGGCCUCCCUGGGGGCCCAGGACACCCGGACAACGCAGGAGCUGCUCUCCACUCUGCAGGAGGCCAGCGACUCCCCGGGGGAGAACUGCCAACACCGCUUGGCCCGCAAGGUGGGGCUUCCCCUGUGCCAGGCCCUGGUGGAGGCUGAGAGUGGGAACUCGGACCGGGCCGUGGACCUGCUCCUGCCCAUCAGAUACCAGAUCACCGAGAUCGGAGGCAGCAAUGCACAGCGCGAUGUCUUCAACCAGCUGUUGAUUCACGCGGCCUUGAACUGUACCUCGAGCGGCUACCGGAACCUGGCGAGGAGCCUUCUGAUGGAGCGUGACGCCUUGAAGCCCGGCUCGCCCCUGACGGAGCGGCUCAUUCGCAAGGCCGCUGCGCGCCACCUCCUGCAGUGACGGCCUCCACCCUCCAGGGAACCCUCCCUGGGCUGGGAAAGGUGCAGCCCUACCAGAUGGUGGUGCUGGAAGCCAACUAGGGUCCCCGGAGCUGCCAGUGGGUGAGCCUGUCUACACCAGGCCUCAUGACAAAAGGGGACACCGAUGACUUUGACUUGUAAUUCAGGGACGUCCUCCGAUCGGUGUGCAGGUGUCAGAGUGCACACCUUAAUCUGCCUUACAAAUUGUGUUUCCCAAGGGGACCCUUCCUGACUGGGAGGUGGGAGGACUGGUGGGGGCAGGCAGCUGGGACCAGAGAAACUUCUAGCCCAGCCCUUUAGCAGUAGCCCCCUCCAUAGGCUGCCCAGGUCUUAGCUCCCCGGAAUUGCCCGUAUCUUAUUCUUGGCAGGGUCUCGCUUUCAGAUGGAAGGGGCCCAGCUACUGAAGGCCCCAGGAGGAUUCGCCACAGGCCCAACUGCCCUUCCUUAGGCAGAGGACCCCGCCGGCCCCUCUCCUCCAGACAGACACACCAUGGGGCGGGCCUUCUGCCACCUGGAGGGCCCUCUGAGUGGGAUGCUGACUUGGGCUUGCCUGCUCCAUCCUCCCAAAGUCUCUGGCUCCUUUCCUGUGUCAGCUCCAUAGUCCUGCAGACGCAACUUUCCGGGGUUCAAGCUCAGAGCUGCCCCUACACUGUGACACUCAGCCUUUGCCACAUCUGAGCCUGCUGUAAUAAACACGACCACUGCCUGCA
Molecule: messenger RNA, 2211 nt
Organism: Echinops telfairi (small Madagascar hedgehog)
Lineage: Eukaryota; Metazoa; Chordata; Mammalia; Afrosoricida; Tenrecidae
Gene: TTC38
Product: tetratricopeptide repeat domain 38
Exons: 14
Coding region: 243-1481 (412 amino acids)
Molecular function (GO): protein binding
Source: RefSeq, a predicted model, not a curated record